AUGGAUCAAACCCGAGAUUCACGUACUUGGAACUUGACUGUCAAUAGUCAGUAUGACGAAGGUGGUGAUGGUAUGUGUCUCCUCAUAUACCCGUGUUUGACGACCACAACUGACGAUUCUACAGACGACAGAAAUUUACAUCCCGGUUCAUCCCCCCAAGAUCCAAUACUUCCGAAUGGCGGUUAUUUGGGCGGCCCUGGCAUCCCUCUCAGCCCAGAACCUGGGCGCGCCUUGCCAGAGAGUCAGAAUAGAGACGAAAAGGAGCGACAUUCAGCAUCGGCGAGCAGCAAUGAUAUAGACAGGGACGGCCUGGUCGGUCCUCUCAACAUAUGUCCGGAGGUACCACCACAGUCGCCACCGAAACUGAUUGAAAGUUGUGAGAAUGGAGGAGAUAUAUCGCUGAAUUUGAAUUGUGAUUCUUUAUCAACGACCGAAAGCGAAUCCUGUUCAGAGGGGGGCGACAUAUCUCUACAAUAUCUCUCGCGGUCUCUGACACCGGCCAACAAGAGCCAGGCAGACGAGGAGACUGCGAGGCCAUUACCAAACUUUGACUUUGCCCCUGCUACAAGAACUGUCUGUAUUGUCGUUGUUUGCGGUGGUGUGUUGCUCUCACUUGGGUGCGUUGCCUCCGGCACCUAUAUCCUGGCCGCGGAACCUAGGAGGAAGUAUGCUCGUUAUUGUUUCGGGGCCUGGAACUGGGGGAUGCGGUGGACUCGUCAUGUGUCGAUGCGCUGGGCACUACACCUUGAGCGCCGCCUGAAAUUCAACACAACCUUUUGGCCCUUUCCACGCUUGAAGAGGAGCAGGGCACACAUAUGGUACAUCAGCAUCCUUCACGAAGCCACGGACGUCCUCUGCUUUGCAUGUUUUCAUGUAUUUGUAUGGGGUAUCACCCAGGGAAAUGUCGCCAGGGAUACAACUGCCACCUUGAGAUUCGGGGGCAUGGCGAUGCUACUGCUUGGAUUAUUGGUUAGUGUGAUAACUGCUAUCAACGCCUGUUCCGUGCUGUCUACCAAGUCCUCGAUACCUACUUGGAGUUCAAAUCCUCUGAAUACGACGUUGGCGGCAAUUCACAAAGGCGCCGUCACCCGAUGCCCAGGGCGAACGAUGCAGUCUGUGCAGCAACGACACAGCAGGUUAACGCGGCCGGAAUAUCCAAAAGAAGAGCAGCGGACCAUGACUCAAUCCCGACCCGCCAUUCUCUAUCUCGUUGUCAUCUGCUGGGUGCAUUCUGUGGUCGCGACGAUUGCGACCAUCGGUGUUGGCGUUCAGCCAAGGUCGCCACUGUCGAAUGCAUGUUUGAGUUGCUUUGUGAUUCCGCCGCUCCCGGGUGAAGCUUACGCAUUUCUUCUCCCCUCUCUAUUCGUCACUGCGAUUCGAAGUGUGCAACUAGUUGCACUGCGCUGUGCAGAGGCAGUUGUAGAUAUCGCAGGGGAUGAAGCAGUCUGA
This is a messenger RNA of Pochonia chlamydosporia 170, 1449 nucleotides long. RefSeq lists its product as hypothetical. The transcript has 3 exons. The coding region runs from base 1 to 1449 and encodes 482 amino acids. Lineage: Eukaryota; Fungi; Ascomycota; Sordariomycetes; Hypocreales; Clavicipitaceae. The record is from RefSeq and is a predicted model, not a curated record.